Bombyx mori (domestic silkworm) is the source of this 5152-nucleotide messenger RNA. RefSeq names its product G-protein coupled receptor Mth2. Gene Ontology annotation, biological process: cell surface receptor signaling pathway; G protein-coupled receptor signaling pathway. Lineage: Eukaryota; Metazoa; Arthropoda; Insecta; Lepidoptera; Bombycidae. The transcript is spliced from 10 exons. The coding region runs from base 49 to 2013 and encodes 654 amino acids. Gene Ontology annotation, molecular function: G protein-coupled receptor activity. Gene Ontology annotation, cellular component: membrane. The record is from RefSeq and is a predicted model, not a curated record.
CCUUGCCGACGAGUGAGUGCUUCAGUAGGCUCGCGUACGCCGGCAGAUAUGGACGGGUCCUCGCGCGCGUUCUUGCUGACACUCGCGAUACUCGCGCUGGCAACCGCGAGCGCUCACUUAUCUUCGCACGAUAACAUUCUUAGGAUACAACUCUGGGACGCGGAGGGACUGAGCAGAGAGCCCAUAACGACUGCGGUCCCUUCACCAGAAACGACGAAACGCCACAAAUUGGAAGUGGACCUGGACUCUCUAUACAAAGCUAUGGUAGAAGAGAGUCACGGAGGUGGUUUCGGGCGCUUCACCAGGCAUAAAGUUCGACACAAGAGACGACGGCCCCGGCAGAGCGGGACCGACUUACCCUGGAGAUUUCAUUCGGGAUCGAAAAUGAUGAACGUUUUAGUUUACGAUUACGAGGAGCCGUGGGAUGAUAUCGAACGUAAGGGCGUCGUACAGCCCGCGAACGCGAGUGCAGUGAGUGAGAGUGGCAGUUUGGCAGUGAAUGAGGAACGGGAUGUGGGGCCGCCGAUGACGCUCCGGCAGCCCGCGGACGAGGACGAAGCAAAGGAGCUACCGGUGGUCCCGAAAUGUUGUCCAAGUGGCCAGAAUAUUUCUAUCGCUGUAGAAGACGGUGUUACGAAAACCUCCUGUGCUCGAUCUUCGUUGACUUUCCAACCGAUCUUCCAUAACGCAAACGACACGCACAUCUUCAGUUACGACAGCAACGUAUACGAGACUAUAGUCGGAAACCCGUGUAGUUACGAAAGAUAUAAAUUGGAACCGGAUAAAUACAGUGCAGACGAAUUUUACCUUUUAAUAAAUGGUUCGCUAUUCGUGCCCUAUAGUAAGAAACCAUUGCUCGGUACCAAAGAUUUUUGUAUGGAAACUUUUUGGAACGAAACCUAUCCGGCUGGGGUAACAUUGCCCAUGGUUUGCUUCACUACGCCUUUAGAAGAAACUAAGACUUCUGCCACUCUCAUCGUUUAUGCUACAGGACUUUUGAUAUCUGUACCGUUUUUACUGGCAACAGCAUGUGUGUAUCUAUGUAUAUGCGAGCUUAGAGACACACACGGCAAGGCUCUGGCGUGCCAUACAAUCUGUCUGGCGUUGGCAUUCAUAUGUUUGGCGACAACACAGUUGGCGGGCCAUGCUUUUCCUAGCACUGCCUGUAAUGUUAUGGCGUACAUCAUCCAGUUCUCAUUUGUCUCAUGUUUUUUCUGGUUGAAUGUGAUGUGCUUCGAUAUAUUUUUAAAUGUUAGGAGAUACGUAAAUUCAUCAGUAACCAGAAGAAGCAUGAGACGCCGUUUUGCCUGGUACUGCGCGUAUGCAGUACUGCUACCAGUAUUACUGUUGAUCAUCACGGUCACAAUGGACUUAUCGCCGGCUGUGCCAAGCACGUACCUCAAGCCCAACUUCGGAGUAGUGGGGUGCUGGUUUAAAACGGAUCAAGCAGCACUGCCAUAUUUCUAUGGGCCGGUAGCCGUGAUUUUGUUCAGCAACUUAAUUAUAUUUUUCCUAACUUCUCGAGCCUUUGCCAAGCAUUACGACAAGCUGAAAGACCUGACUCCGUUAGAUAUGGCACAUUCAGACUUCAGUACAUCAGAUGACUGGGUCAGGUUGAGUGCAGUACUGGGGCAGCCCGUUACGAAUCAGGAGCAAACAUCACCCAGAGAAGCGCCCACUAACUUUAGUCAGAGAUUGAAAAAGUACAAGAAGAUUUUCCGAACAUGCUGUAUGCUUUCCUUCAUCAUGGGUCUAUCAUGGGUGCUAGAGGUGGUCUCCUGGGCGGCUGGAUCUGGUUCCACCGCGGUGUCGGUGUGGUCCAUCUUCGAUCUCAUCAACGCUCUCCAAGGAGUAAUGAUCUUUGCCAUUUUCGUGUUGCAGCAACCCGUUCGAUCUUAUGUUAAGUCUUCAAAAUUCUUCUCAACGUGUCGAAGUAAAAGGAACAGCUCCGAGGUUUCAGUUGUGAGUGAAUGGAAUAGCAAUCCAGGACAAGGAAGAAGAGACUAUGUAUAGAGUGGAUUAUGUUUGGUUUACAAUAAGAGGUGACUUCAAUUCUGUAGUUUUAAUCAAUACAAAUUUGUUGUAGGUAGUUCUGCUAGGAUGUUGUAUUUGUUGUGUUGAUUUCUUUUAUACCUCACGUUGGUUACUGGUGGUAGGACUUCUUGUGAGUCCGCACGGGUAGGUACAACCACCCUGCCUAUUUCUGCCGCGAAGCAGUAAUGCGCUUCGGUUCGAAGGGUGUGGCAGCCUUUGUAACUAUACUUGAGACCUUAGAACUUAUAUCUCAAGGUGGGUGGCGCAUUUACGUCGUAGAUGUCUAUGGGCUGCAGUAACCACUUAACACCAGGUGGGCUAUGAGCUCGUCCACUCAUCUAAGCAAUAAAAAAUAAAAUAAAACAAAACGUUAUCAAAGAUAUUUGCCUCGCCUCUUAUUGUGAACGAGGCUUAAGAAUAUCGGGUGAAGUGACAAGCGAGACUGAAGAUAGGAACAGUAUUAUUUUCUAAGAUCGAUGGCAGAUGUUCAUUCAAUGUUUUAGAUUACAAUUUAUUUACAUAGUGAUGCCCAUCAAUCUUCUGCGGGAUUUGACUUGGAUUUUACGUCAAUCGCGAACUUCUAGAAACUUCUAGGCUUUGAUGUAGAAUUGAAGUUUUUUCCAUCAAGUAUAUAUUGUGUUUUUGCAUCGCAUAAUACGACUAUUCUGGUUUUCGAUAAGUAAUACGCAACUAGAACGUACUUAGAAAAAGUAUAUGGCCCCAGUAUUUUACUUCCUAUGAACAGGGCGUUUUAUUCACAAUUUACAGUCUAAGAGUUCACGUGGCGACUUUAUCAUAAAAAGAUUUGUCGUAUUAAAUAAAACUUAACUAUAAUAUAUUUUCUGCUUUAAAACUCAAUGAACAUUGCUAUAGAUCUUCAUAGUUGUAUGAAAAUUUUCUGAAACUUCUUGAGGGAUCUGAGUACGUGGCGAUGCAAACGAAAUAAUAUUUUAAAGAAAUUAUGUUAUUGUAAUUUUGUAUGAAAGGAACUUUUCGCAGGUAAAACACAUUUUUGGCUGCGUUUUACCAUGCAUUCGAUUCGGCUGAGCCUGAAAACGUUUUUGCUAUAAUAAUAAAAGGAAAACCUUUUACUUUUGAUUAAUAAAAUUCAUAAUGAUAAUUAUUCAGCAGUAAGACUACAAGCUUAAGUAUAAUUGAAGCACAAUGACUUUCGCUAGUGAUAGAAGAUGAAGAUGAAUCAUAUAAGUAUGAAAGAGUAACUGUAAUGAAAGAGUAUCCUUGACAGAAACGGGGAUUGGUACAUUUAGCUACCUUGUAGAUAGAUGGUAAGAAAACCAGGAAAAAAAAAUCUGUUACUGCAGAGUAUUUUAAAAAUUGCAUACAGUUACAUUCAAUUAUCUAACUAAAGACACUUUGAAAUUCGAAACAUUUUGAUUCUUUCAAACUACGAUAAAUAAUAAUUGUGCUUAUAAAAUAUUUCCCGUUUGCAUCGACCUCAUAAUCAGUAUACAGGAUGUUUUAAAAUGUCUAUGAAAAAUAUUUAUUCCUGUGAUAGCUAACGUUAUGCAACAUAAAAUUCAACUGUUUUUUUUUUAAAUUAAUUAACAAAUUUAGUAAAAAAUAUUAUUUGUCUUUUUAUUCCUAACUACGCUUGUAUCAUACAAAAUAUCGUAUUAUUAAUUAUUUGUGUUAUUGACUAGUGAAUUGCACGUUCUAAAAACCUAUUUUAUGUAGUGUGGGUACUUCAUGAUUCUCUGGUACUCUCGAACAAUUACCAAAUAAAAAAACCUAUACUUAUUUUAGAAUUCUAAUUAAAUGUUUGUAGAAUAACAUUAUAAUUUUCACAUAAUGCAAAUCCAGCAUCAAUUCUUGUGAAAUAUUAUCCAUGACAAUAUACAUAUGUAGAUAGAUAAUCCUCAUUGUAGACAUUCGUAAAUAAAAAAAUCAUACAUAACAACCUCUACUUACCUUUUGUAAAUUUUUCUUUCAUUGUUGUUUUACUAAAUAUGCUUUGUAUGAACGGUUGUUAAUAGUCUAAGUACAAAUAGAUAUUUUUAUAUAUUAAUGUACGACCAAGUAACGGCGAUAAGCACGCGUUAGACUUAUAAGUAGUUUGAAGGUAUGUGUCAUUUGAAAGGUAAAAAAAAACACAUACAAAAAAAUUAUCAGUUUUUUUACUAAAAUAAAAUAAAUGUGUACGAAAAUUAAAAUAAACUGCAGUGUUUUGGAUAAUUUUUUAAUUUUAUUCUACAUGCGUGGAUAUAGGCUGAAUGUGAGAAAAAAAUAGUGCCAUAGUGUUUCACAACAUUUAAUUUUCAGCAAUCUUAUAUAUUUAUUUUCGGUAAGCUAGUCAUAAUCUCUAAUAUUAACGAAAAAUCCACUUUCAUAUUAUUUACAAUUAUGUUAUGUGUCUUGAUGUAAAAUAGAAUAAAAAGUUAGAAGAUAGUGCACGAUAACAAUUAUAUAAACAAAUUAAUCUUUUAAUACUUUGAAAACAUCAAGGCCUAAAUAAACUAGUUGUUGGAUAAGACUGGUGGUAUGAAUUGACAUACGUAAAUAACUGAAUUAUUAUUCUUUUUGGAUAAUUAAUAGGAAUGUCAACUUCUUAGACCACUGAACUAGGUUUCAGGUCGACUUGGUCACUUUUUUAAUUUUAAGCUUAUAACAUUUUAGAAAGAAAAACAAUCUCCUUAAAUUGUUCCAAAAAUUCCUUAAAAUUGAAAAUUAAUGGACAAUAAUUAGAAUUAAUAAAAUUAAUUAUUUUAGUUUACUUUCUAUUCAAAUAAGUGGUUCUUGCCUUCUUAAUAUUUUAAAUGGAAAUUAUUUAAUAAAAUAUUUAUUUGUUUCGUGUUGAUUUCAUAAAAACCCAUAAGUUCGAAUAUACGUAAUUUAAAUUUAAAUUGUCUAGUUUUUAGAAUGUUAAAAUGUAAAAAAUAUAUGUAAAUGUAAUAACUGUGUAAUAUGUAAAACUAAAUAAGUGUAUAUGUAUAACUUAUGUCUAAUUAAGUGUAAAAUAUAAUUAUGUGUGUAACAGUAACUACUAUGUAUAGUAAUUGUUAAACGUUGAGGCGAAAUUUUAAGCGGAGAUAUGAUAAUUGAAAUUGUAUAUUUGUCUAUUUUGCAGAAUAUGACGUUAAAUAAACAAGCUUUAUACAAA